GUUCACAAAAUUAAAUUCCACAAUUUUGCCUUCAUUCUGUUUUUCUGAAACUACUGCCUAUCAAAAAAGCUCAUUGCUGAAGAAUGAAAACCUUUUUCUUCUUUAUGCCUGAAACUAAGCAUUAAAGUUAUCUGGAGAGCAAAGUGUCUUUAAUAAUUAAUUGAUUUCCCACAGAGAAGUCAUUUAUGAUGCAUAUUUUAUUACACAGAGUAUAAAAAUACCUUCACAUCUCGGUUGGUUUGGCAGUUUGCAAAGAAUGAGGACCAGUGGGAGGAGUGGAACGAGCUAUGAAGAGCACCAGCAGACAUUUUUGUAUCAACUCAGAGAAAUUACUGGGAUUAAUGACACUCAGAUACUACAGCAAGCUUUGAAGGAUAGUAAUGGCAACUUGGAACUAGCAGUGGCUUUUCUUACUGCAAAGAAUGCUAAGACCCCUCAGCAGGAGGAGACAACUUACUAUCAAACAGCACUUCCUGGCAAUGAUCGAUACAUUAGUGUGGGAAGCCAAGCAGAUGCAAGAACAAAACAGUAUAUGCCUACCAGAACAAGAUGUGCUACAGUUGAGCAAUCAAAGUGUGGAUCAAAAGAUAAGAGGGAUUUGGAUGUGAUUGAUCUCACUGGAGAUGAUAAAGAUGAUCUUCAGAGGGCAAUUGCCUUGAGUUUGGCGGAAUCAAACAGGGCGUUCAGGGAGACUGGAAUAACUGAUGAGGAGCAAGCCAUUAGCAGAGUUCUUGAAGCCAGCAUAGCAGAAAAUAAAGCAUGUUUGAAGAAGACUCCUACAGAAGUUUGGAGGGAUUCUCGAAACCCUUAUGAUAGAAAAAGGCAGGACAAAGCUCCUGUCGGGCUAAAGAAUGUUGGCAAUACUUGCUGGUUUAGUGCUGUUAUUCAGUCAUUAUUCAAUCUUUUGGAAUUUAGAAGAUUAGUCCUGAAUUAUAAACCUCCAUCAAAUGCCCAAGAUUUACCUCGAAACCAAAAGGAGCAUCGGAAUUUGCCUUUUAUGCGUGAGCUUCGGUAUCUAUUUGCACUUCUUGUCGGUACAAAAAGGAAAUAUGUUGAUCCAUCAAGAGCUGUUGAAAUUCUUAAGGAUGCUUUCAAGUCAAAUGACUCUCAGCAGCAAGACGUGAGUGAGUUUACACACAAAUUAUUAGAUUGGUUAGAAGAUGCCUUUCAAAUGAAAGCUGAAGAGGAAACGGAUGAAGAGAAGCCAAAGAACCCGAUGGUAGAGUUGUUCUAUGGACGAUUCCUAGCCGUGGGAGUGCUUGAAGGUAAAAAAUUUGAAAAUACUGAAAUGUUUGGCCAGUACCCACUUCAGGUCAAUGGGUUCAAAGACCUACAUGAGUGCCUAGAAGCUGCUAUGAUUGAAGGAGAAAUUGAGUCUUUACAUUCAGAGAAUUCAGGAAAAUCAGGGCAGGAGCAUUGGUUUACUGAACUGCCACCUGUGUUAACAUUUGAAUUGUCAAGAUUUGAAUUUAAUCAGGCACUGGGAAGACCAGAGAAAAUCCACAACAAAUUAGAAUUUCCCCAAGUUUUAUAUCUGGACAGAUACAUGCACAGAAACAGAGAAAUAACAAGAAUUAAGAGAGAAGAGAUCAAGAGACUUAAAGAUUACCUCACAGUAUUACAGCAAAGACUAGAAAGAUACUUAAGCUAUGGUUCGGGUCCUAAACGAUUCCCCUUGGUAGAUGUUCUACAGUAUGCAUUGGAAUUUGCCUCAAGUAAACCUGUUUGCACUUCUCCUGUUGAUGAUAUUGACGCUAGUUCCCCACCUAGUGGUUCCAUACCAUCGCAGACAUUACCAAGCACAGCAGAACCACAGGGAGCUCCUUCUUCAGAAGUGCCAAGCACAUCACCUGCAGCAGUUGCUGCCAUUUCAUCAAGAUCAGUAAUACACAAGCCAUUCACACAGUCUCGGAUACCUCCAGAUUUGCCCAUGCAUCCAGCACCAAGGCACAUAACAGAAGAAGAACUUUCUGUGCUAGAAGGCUGUUUACAUCGCUGGAGGACAGAAAUAGAAAAUGACACCAGAGAUUUGCAGGAAAGCAUAUCCAGAAUCCAUCGAACGAUUGACCUAAUGUACUCUGACAAGUCUAUGAUCCAGGUUCCUUAUCGCUUACAUGCGGUUUUAGUUCAUGAAGGCCAAGCGAAUGCAGGGCAUUACUGGGCAUACAUUUUUGAUCAUCAUGAAAACAGGUGGAUGAAGUACAAUGACAUCACUGUGACAAAAUCGUCAUGGGAAGAGCUAGUCAGGGACUCUUUUGGUGGUUAUAGAAAUGCCAGUGCAUACUGUUUAAUGUACAUAAAUGAUAAGGCACAAUUCUUAAUACAAGAGGAAUGUAACAAAGAAACUGGGCAGGCCAUUGUUGGAAUAGAAACAUUACCACCGGAUUUAAGGGAUUUUGUUGAGGAAGACAACCAAAGAUUUGAAAAGGAAUUAGAAGAAUGGGAUGCACAACUUGCCCAGAAAGCUUUGCAGGAAAAGCUUUUAGCAUCUCAAAAACUGAGGGAGCCAGAGUCUUCUGUAACAACAGCACAAGCGGGAGAACCAGAAUACCUAGAGCAGCCAUCAAGAAGUGAUUUCUCAAAGCACUUGAAAGAAGAAACUAUUCGAAUAAUUACCAAGGCAUCACAUGAGCAUGAAGAUAAAAGCCCUGAAACAGUUUUGCAGUCGAAACCUGGAAAUGCCACAAGCCAGCCAGCUUCUAACCAGCGAGUUGUAGAGGUGGCGAUUCCUCAUAUAGGGAAAUUUAUGAUUGAGUCAAAGGAGGGGGGUUAUGAUGACGAGAUCAUGAUGACACCAAACAUGCAAGGUAUUAUCAUGGCGAUAGGUAAAUCCAGGAGUGUGUAUGACAGGUGUGGCCCUGAAGCGGGGUUCUUUAAGGCAAUAAAGUUGGAGUAUUCAAGGUUGGUUAAAUUGGCCCAAGAAGAUACCCCACCAGAAACAGAUUAUCGUUUACACCAUGUAGUGGUCUACUUUAUCCAGAACCGGGCACCCAAGAAAAUCAUUGAGAAAACAUUGCUAGAACAAUUUGGAGAUAGAAAUUUGAGUUUUGAUGAAAGGUGUCACAAUAUAAUGAAAGUUGCUCAAGCCAAACUUGAAAUGAUAAAACCUGAAGAAGUAAAUCUGGAGGAAUAUGAGGAGUGGCAUCAGGAUUAUAGAAAAUUCAGGGAAACAACCAUGUAUCUGAUAAUUGGGCUAGAACAUUUUCAAAGAGAAAGUUACAUAGAUUCCUUGCUGUUUCUUAUCUGUGCUUAUCAGAAUAACAAAGAACUCUUGUCCAAGGGCCUGUACAGAGGACAUGAUGAAGAGUUGAUAUCACAUUAUAGAAGAGAGUGCUUACUAAAAUUAAACGAGCAAGCUGCAGAACUGUUUGAGUCUGGAGAGGAUCGAGAAGUAAACAAUGGUCUGAUUAUCAUGAAUGAGUUUAUUGUCCCAUUUUUACCCUUGUUACUGGUGGAUGAGAUGGAAGAAAAAGAUAUACUUGCCGUGGAAGAGAUGAGAAAUCGAUGGUGUUCCUACCUUGGACAAGAAAUGGAAUCAAACCUCCAAGAAAAGUUGACAGAUUUUCUGCCUAAACUGCUCGAUUGCUCUACGGAGAUUAAAGGUUUCCACGAGCCACCGAAGUUACCUUCGUAUUCCACACAUGAACUCUGUGAGCGAUUUGCCCGAAUCAUGUUGUCCCUCAGUCGAACUCCUGCUGAUGGAAGAUAAACUGCGCACAUGUUCCCUAAACACACUGUAUAAACAAUUUUUAGUUCUUAACCCUUGCCUUCCUGUCACAGGGUGUGCUUGUUGCUGCUAUAGUUUUUAACUUUUUUUUAAUUUUAAUAACUGCAAAAGACAAAUUGACUAUAAUACUUUAGCCAGACUGCAAACAAUAAAGCUGAGAAUCGCAUGGCACUCAGAUUUUGUUUUAACCAGAACUGAUGUAUAAUUACAAACCUGAUUGAUUUUAUUAUGGCAAACCAUGCUUUUGCCACCCCUCUGUUACAGUAUUACUUUGCUUUUACCUUUUCUUUAUCAACAGCUUUGCAUUCAGUCUGGAUUCUUCCAUGACUGUAGCCAUUUAAGUGUUCUGCAUUAUGUACAAUACAUAAUAUUUGGUAGCUUGUAAAUGAAAUUAAAGAAUAAAGUUUUAUUUAUGGCUACCUAUGUGUUUGUAAGCAGGUAUAUUGUAUAUUAGUGUAUUAUUUUAGUAAUAAUAUAUAAAUGAAUUUUGUCUUGGGAUUAAGAUUGGGUGAUAAACAGAUUGAUACAGUCUUUUAAUUUUGCUCUAAUGUCAGCACAUUGGACAUUUACUAAAUAUUUGACAUUUAAAUAUAUUUAUAUUUUUUACUAAGUUUUUGAACUUAGUAUGGCACCUAAACCUAUUUAGAAUUCAAAUACUGUUUUCACUGAAAUGAACGGCUGAUUUUUAAGUCAAACCACACUGAAACUUUUAACCUUUUCUUAAAUUAACCUUUUAUUUUUUUAUGUAUUUAUAACCAGUGCAGCAAGGUGAUGAUUUCAAGAGAAACCUGGAAAAAGUACUUGAAUAAGGGCUACUUACUUGUGAAACUUAUAUGUGUAUAUAUACAUACACACACAUACACACACACGUAUUCUUCAUAAUGGAGAACAAUGUUUUACAUUAUAUAAUCAUUCUAUUUUUGUAAAUUGUAUACCACUUUAAUUGAAAAUGUUCUCUACUAAUCAGUGCUGUGAAUGAAGUUGAUAUUGUUAAACUAGAAGUUGUGAGCAUCUUUCCUGCUUUUAUUUACCUCCUUUCCAAAAAGGAAAUAUCUGUAGAACCUUUUGUAGAUGGAACUGCUGUUUAAGUUUGAUGUAGUCAUAUUGUGAAUGCCAAUCAAUGCUUUAAAGGUAAUCAUGUUAUCAACAACAUUUUUGAAUUUAUAAAAAAUUCUUUAUAAACAAUAUUUUGUUAGCAUAGUAAAAUAUUCAUUAUACCACGUGUUUGUUUGUUAUAGCGACGCCAAAACCAAUACUCUUUGUAAGUGCCUCAGGAAAUACUGGAAGGAGCAGGAAAAAGAAAAUAUUAAACGAUUAUGUGAUACUCUUUAUAGAGGUAUCUAUGUACUGUUAAGAUAUUAAUGACAAGAAAUGGAUACUGUGUCUGUUAUAAAAGUUAGAUCUUGCAGGUUUUAACUAUUGCAGUGUGUUUUGGUUUCGGUUUUAAAUUCUCUACUGAGCAGAAUUAGUAUUCUGUAUUGGGUUUCAAAGCCUAUGAAAAAUUCAGACACUUCAUAUGUAUCAUCAAAGCUUUUGUAAACUCUCCAGUUUUUUAUGAUAUUCAGCAGUAAAGUUGUUUGUGUGCACGUGUAUAAUUGACCACUGAGACAUAAAAUGCUCAAACACAAAAUGGAAAUUACUUCUUUCAAGUGACACAUCCGGGGAGUCAUGUGGCUCUUGUGUUGAAGGUAAGUCAGAUAGCUGUUUACUUUGUACUUAAAAACCCGAUUAUUCCUGAUAAUGAAUCUGAAAUACUUACUUUAAAGAAAAGACUUUUUUCUAAGACCUGGCAAAACAGCUUGUUUUUAUAUCAGCUGUUUAUCUGGUCUUUGGUCAGUGAAAUUCUCUUACAUUAUUUUCUGGGUUACAUAUAAUUUAUAGUUAGUAAUUUAAAAAUUGGAAUCCCAUAAUACUAUCGUUUGCUGCAGGUUUCAUUGUAAUUUAAAUGACUCUCCUUUGGUUACUGUGGUAGUCCCUUGUUUCUCCCCAUAAUUAGGUUUUGAAGUAAUUCAGGGUAGAGUUCGUGGUGGAAGAACUUAAGACUUUAUAGGAACUUCUGGUAAGUACAGGUUUUAGGAAGACUGCAGUCAUGAGUGAGCUGAUGAGGACAGGCCCUCUUAGCGCUUUUCACAUUCACUAAAAUAGAUGGUGACCAUACACUAAAUCAGUAUACGUAAAGUGUGGUCCCCAGACCAGUUUCAGCUUCACCCGGGAACAUGUUAGAAGUGCAGUUCCUGAGCCCCUCCCACAACUAUUGAUUUGGAAACUCUAGAGCUAUCUGAUCUUCUCCAGAUAAUUUGGAUGUUUGCUGAGGUUGGAGAACUACUGUGCUACAUGAGACUGUCAGCAUUCUGCGCAUCUUCAACUGAUGCCAUAUAAUUUCAGUGGACUCAUUAGCCCUUGUUUGUUGGAAACGUCUCUGUAUUUCUCUCACCUUGAGCAACUUCAAGGAAGUGAUUAGAAAUCGUUUUGCUUGAUUUGAGAUUUAAUUGAUAAUAAGGUGGAUUUUCAUUGUACCAUGAAUAUGUUUCUGUUUUGCUACAGUGUUUUUAUUCUUACUCCUUUGACUUCCCUUUUUCCAUCUCUCUCUUCACCCCUAACCUGGAGAUACCUACCAACUACUGUGGCCACACCUUGUUCCAUGUUCAGAGAAUAUUAUGAGGUGCACAUAAGCAGUAGUGGGGUUUUUGUUUGUUUGGGGGGGUCAUUGUUUUUUACAGAAAUGAAGUAACCAUCUGUUUAACACAUUUAUUUUCUAGACCCAAUUCCUUCUUUUUCUAAUUGGCUUUUUUAGGAGUAACUUAGAAUUGCAUAAGAAUAAUAAUAAUUAGUCAUGAUUGAGGGAACUAUAUUAAAAAAUGAAUACACAUUUAUACACAUAAAACUAAAAUUUCAAAUAUCUUUAAUCAUUAAAUGUACAGCUCUUCUCAACGGCUAUUGGAAACUUUCACUGCUAUACACAACCUCCUGCUCAACAGAUAGCUUUUCCUCUCCUUCAUUGAGAAAAUUGGGUAUAUUGGGUAUAAUUGGCCUUUCAACUUUGUGCCUCCUACCUAUAAAUUUAUAGUGAAUUAUUACUUAACCAGGGUAUAACAACAGGAUGCUCAACAUCAGUAACCCAAAAUUAUGAGGAAAGUAUAAAUCAAGUCAAAAUUUAUUAUGAAGUAGACUUAGAAAUUUAGUUAAAAAAAAAAAGAAACACUGCUAUUAAGCCAAUUUUGAGUCAUGACAACCCCGUAUGUUACAGACUGGAACCGCUGCAUAGUGUUUUUUCUCUGUAAUCUUUACAGAGGCAGAUUGCCAGGCCCAGUGAAGCCGCAGAGUGGGUUUGAACUGCCAACUUUUAGGUUAGCAGCCAACCACAAACCACUUGCACAACUCAAGGGAGUUUUUAGUAAAAAACAUCCAUUAUAAACAGACAUCCAUUGUUCAACUUCCGUUAGUUAACAUCCAUCCAUUAACUUUUACAAAAGUUUUCCAUAGUCUUCCUUUUGUCCCUCUAGUACUAGGCUGAAGCCUGUACAUAGUUUGUCUUCAGCAGAUCAUCCAUAUGUGUGUAAGAUAGAUAGGUAGGUAGGUAGAUACAUAAAUAGAUACAUAGAUGAUUGGUUGAUUGAUUGAUAUCUGUAUAUAUAUCUAUAUAUAGCCUAGGGCUAGAUCAGUAGUUCUCAACCCUGGUUGUGCAUCAAAAGCGUAUGAGGAUUGUCUCCAUGAACAACUGCCUUCUUUGCUGUGAGACCAGAACUGGAUGGUGCCCAGCUACCAUUACUGAGCAUUUUGAUCGAAGAUUCUAUAGAAGAAUCCUGAUCAUAAGGGGGAAAUGGAGAGCAGAAUUUCAAAUUCUCAUGGACUUCAUACUUUCUGGAGCCAUGGAGGCUGGAUGAACCCCUGAAACUAUCGCCCAGACAUAGUCUUUACCCUUAAGAAUAUUCCCUGAAGUCUUCUUAAAACUGAACAAUAGUUUAGCUUAACUAAUAAAAAAGGUCUGCCUUGAGCAUUAUGCUCUUCUCAGAACUAUAUGGGAUCAAAGUGACAACAGCAACUCAAAAGAUGACAUAGGAACCUUAGAGGGCAAUGAGUUUUAUGUUAAUGAGGGAAGAACAACUCAGAAAAGGAGAAUGAGAAUGGUUGUACAACUCGAACAAUGUAAUCAAUGUCACAGAAUUGUACAUGUAGAAACAGUUGAAUUUGUGUAUCUUUUGCUGUGUAUAUUCUCAAAAAAAGCUUUUUAAAAUAGGUGUGUGGACACUAUCAUGUGUAUUCCUAAAAGUCUUUUAAGUUGAAAACUGGUUUCAGAAUUCUUGCUCUAGAUGAGUGUUUCUCCAACAUUAAUUUAUCUGAGAAUCAUCUCUGGUCCUUUCUGAAAGACUGAGUAUGCCUAGAGUAAGGUAGAGGAAUUUUUUUUUUUUCAUUACUGUAUGCACACGAAAUGGUGGAGGGCUUAAAUUUACCUGUCUACCUUAAAGAAUAACCUGUUGCCGUUGAGUUGCUUCCAACUCAUAGUGACCCUGUAGGACAGCGUAGAAGUGCCGCAUAGGGUUUCCAAGGAACAGGGCACACCCACGUCUCUAACCAAAGAUACACUCAGAUGUUCUUCAGUGCUUAACUUUAGACUUUUCUCUUUCCUAUGCUGAGUAGAACCAGACUGUUAAGUUCAGAUCCUGGCUCUGCCACUUACGAGCUGUGAGUUGACCUUGAGUGAGCUAUUUAAUGUUUUUGUGCCUCAGUUUUCUCAUUUAUAAAAUGAGAAUCACAACCUUCCUUACAGAGUUAUUUUAAGGGUUAAACGUGUUUCUACAUACAAAACACUUAGAAAAUGCUUGCCACAUAAAAACCAGAAAAACUAAACCAUU
Messenger RNA from Loxodonta africana (African savanna elephant), 8580 nucleotides. It is a transcript of the gene USP25, whose product is annotated as ubiquitin specific peptidase 25. Gene Ontology annotation, molecular function: proteasome binding; cysteine-type deubiquitinase activity; protein binding. Bases 257 to 3709 code for a protein of 1150 amino acids. The record is from RefSeq and is a predicted model, not a curated record. The transcript has 27 exons. Gene Ontology annotation, biological process: protein deubiquitination; regulation of proteasomal protein catabolic process; proteasome-mediated ubiquitin-dependent protein catabolic process. NCBI's taxonomy places the organism in Eukaryota, Metazoa, Chordata, Mammalia, Proboscidea, Elephantidae.